Messenger RNA from Panthera uncia (snow leopard), 3529 nucleotides. RefSeq names its product solute carrier family 17 member 6 (gene SLC17A6). Gene Ontology annotation, biological process: regulation of synapse structure or activity; transmembrane transport; monoatomic anion transport. Gene Ontology annotation, cellular component: synaptic vesicle membrane; excitatory synapse. The coding region runs from base 41 to 1789 and encodes 582 amino acids. Gene Ontology annotation, molecular function: neurotransmitter transmembrane transporter activity; L-glutamate transmembrane transporter activity. NCBI's taxonomy places the organism in Eukaryota, Metazoa, Chordata, Mammalia, Carnivora, Felidae. The record is from RefSeq and is a predicted model, not a curated record. The transcript is spliced from 12 exons.
UAUACAAAUCUGGCAAGAGCCAACACCAGUCUUUGCAAGAAUGGAGUCGGUAAAACAAAGGAUUUUGACCCCAGGAAAAGAGGGGCUAAAGAAUUUUGCUGGAAAAUCCCUUGGCCAGAUCUACAGGGUGCUGGAGAAGAAGCAAGACACUGGGGAGACCAUCGAGCUGACGGAGGAUGGGAAGCCCCUGGAGGUGCCCGAGAAAAAGGCUCCACUGUGCGAUUGCACCUGCUUCGGCCUGCCGCGCCGCUACAUCAUCGCCAUCAUGAGCGGCCUGGGCUUCUGCAUCUCCUUCGGCAUCCGCUGCAACCUGGGCGUGGCCAUCGUGGACAUGGUCAACAACAGCACCAUCCACCGAGGGGGCAAGGUCAUCAAGGAGAAGGCCAAAUUCAACUGGGACCCAGAAACCGUGGGGAUGAUCCACGGUUCCUUCUUUUGGGGCUACAUCAUCACCCAGAUUCCGGGCGGCUACAUCGCGUCUCGGCUGGCAGCCAACAGGGUUUUUGGAGCUGCCAUACUUCUUACCUCUACUCUGAAUAUGCUAAUCCCAUCGGCAGCCAGAGUGCAUUAUGGGUGUGUCAUCUUUGUUAGGAUAUUGCAGGGACUUGUUGAGGGUGUCACCUACCCAGCAUGUCAUGGGAUAUGGAGCAAAUGGGCUCCUCCUCUAGAGAGGAGUAGAUUGGCAACCACCUCCUUUUGUGGUUCAUAUGCUGGAGCUGUGAUUGCAAUGCCUUUAGCUGGCAUUCUUGUACAGUAUACUGGUUGGUCCUCAGUAUUCUAUGUCUAUGGAAGCUUUGGAAUGAUCUGGUACAUGUUUUGGCUUUUGGUGUCUUAUGAGAGUCCUGCAAAGCAUCCUACCAUUACAGAUGAAGAACGUAGGUACAUUGAAGAAAGCAUUGGAGAGAGUGCAAAUCUUUUAGGUGCAAUGGAAAAAUUCAAGACUCCAUGGAGGAAAUUUUUUACAUCUAUGCCUGUCUAUGCAAUAAUUGUUGCAAACUUCUGCAGAAGCUGGACUUUUUACUUAUUGCUUAUUAGUCAGCCGGCAUAUUUUGAGGAAGUCUUUGGAUUUGAAAUCAGCAAGGUUGGCAUGCUAUCUGCUGUGCCACACUUGGUAAUGACAAUUAUUGUACCCAUUGGAGGGCAGAUUGCAGAUUUUCUAAGAAGCAAGCAAAUUCUUUCAACAACUACAGUAAGAAAGAUCAUGAAUUGUGGUGGUUUUGGCAUGGAAGCAACACUGCUUCUGGUUGUUGGCUAUUCUCAUACUAGAGGUGUAGCUAUCUCAUUCUUGGUCCUUGCAGUGGGAUUCAGUGGAUUUGCUAUUUCUGGUUUCAAUGUUAACCACUUGGACAUUGCUCCGAGAUAUGCAAGUAUCUUAAUGGGCAUUUCAAAUGGUGUUGGCACAUUGUCAGGAAUGGUUUGCCCUAUCAUUGUUGGUGCAAUGACAAAGAAUAAGUCACGUGAAGAGUGGCAGUAUGUUUUCCUGAUUGCUGCCCUGGUCCACUAUGGCGGAGUUAUAUUUUACGCAAUAUUUGCCUCAGGAGAGAAACAACCCUGGGCAGAUCCUGAAGAAACAAGUGAAGAAAAAUGUGGAUUUAUCCAUGAAGAUGAGCUUGAUGAAGAGACAGGGGACAUUACUCAAAAUUAUAUAAAUUAUGGUACCACCAAGUCUUAUGGUGCCACAACACAGGCCAAUGGAGGUUGGCCAAAUGGCUGGGAAAAGAAAGAGGAAUUCGUACAAGAAGAAGUACAAGACUCAUACACCUAUAAGGACCGAGAUGAUUAUUCAUAACAAAGCUAAUUGCUGGAUUUAUUUUUAGUGUUUGUGAUUAAAUUAAUUGUGAUUGCACAAAAAUUAAAAAAAAAAAGUGAUGUAAACACAUAAACAUAUCAACCAGGCAACUCUUGCUAUAAAAAUGAAUCAAAAAGACAAACAAACAAAGAAAAAAACUCAUGAAGUUUCCAUCAAGUGCAAUCUGUAGAAGUUGUGAAAUGCCAUCAUUUCCAUUCAGGUCAUCCAUUUUUGCGUUUGUGAUUUAAUGGUUGACUGGUCAAAAUUGUAGAAGCAAGUAGUUACUCUUUGGAUUCAUGUGAGCUAAAACUCAUCACCAUUUAAUAAAGCACAACUAAAACAGUUGGCACAUCCCAUCCUACACAGGUUAGGAAGCCAAAGCUACUUGAUCAUGCAAAAUGCACUUAUAUAUUUGUUACACUGUAUUGCAAGGUAUCAUGCAGAAGUCCUGUUAAGAAAACUAAAGAUGUCAUGUUGGCUGCAUCAGGUGUUGGCAACAUUUAUUGAAUAUAAAUUAUAGAGUUGAUAUAUCUCUCAAUUAGAGAAGAAUAUUGUGGGCUAGCAACUAGCAAGGUGUACUAAAUAAUUAUUGUUAUUACAUAAUGUGGAAUAUUUUGUUGGUUCUGAAAAGAAAUAUCUUGCAGUGUUUUAUAUGAAAUGCUUGUGUGCAUAUACUUAUAUCUGUGAAAGAGAACUUGUAAAGUGGGGGGUAUGCUUCAUGUUCUUCCAUUCAUUUACCUAACAGUAUAAAACACUUCACACUUCAACAAAAUCUGAUGUUUCAUGUAGCAUAUCACAUAACUUUUUUGCAAAAAAAUAUAAAAAGUAAAUAGACUUUAAUGUAUUUUUUAUUACAACUUUGUACUGGUUGUAACUUGCAUUAGAAAAAAAAAAGAUACACAUGCCAUAAAGAAUCUAAUAAGAAAUUUACUACGGAGAUAUAUCCCUUAAAAUGCAAUAUUAACAACAAAAGAAAUAGAAAAUUGUUUAGAUAUUCUUCUUCCUUAAUAAUGAAAUACUAUAUUAACCUUGUGCCACAGAGCUAUAUAUAAUAUGAAAAGAUAAACUUAAUAGAGAUACUGUAAGUAGACAAUUUUAUUAUUUAAAGUCCCAUUUAAAAGAUCUUUGUCUUAAAUAUAUAGGACAAUAAAUUAUAUUAAAAAUUAUAUCUCUAUAUAUAUCUGUAUAUCUUAUACAUAUCCAUACACAAAAACAUAAUAAACAAUCUUCACAAAAAACCAAAAAUAGCAUACACCUCAUGUUGGGUUAGGGGACUGCAAUUUCUACUUUCAUAGAGUCAUAGAAUUUUAGAUGGGGCAGAGGCAUUUUGCUUGUCAUUUCUUAAUAUAACUCAACAGGAAUUGCAACAUUUGUGUUCCAAGCAAUAAGUGCAAUGCAUACAAUUUCCUGUCUGUAUAUUAUCUUCAUUUUGCUUGUGGUAGCUGUCUGGGUGGUUGGAAUGAUUUUUUUUUUCUUUCAAAAGUUGACAUCAGACCUCUUUAUAAUGUUCUAAAUGAUAAUAACAUAUUUCCCAAUUCAAUGCAAAAUAUGAUUGGUGUAUUUAAUUGUCUAUUCUGGAUAUCUGAUCUGUUCAUUGGUUCAUUGUACUGUGCUAGUGACUGGAAAUCCCGCUACUGCAAAUAGAAAACAUAACAUUUGUUUUAAAGAUGCAAACCAUCCCUGAACCUUGAGAAAAUAAAAACAGCCUUUGCUUUGUGUCUCAAAGUGAUAUAAUGUGAU